Molecule: messenger RNA, 4074 nt
Organism: Aplysia californica (California sea hare)
Lineage: Eukaryota; Metazoa; Mollusca; Gastropoda; Aplysiida; Aplysiidae
Product: thyrotroph embryonic factor
Exons: 6
Coding region: 424-1422 (332 amino acids)
Biological process (GO): regulation of transcription by RNA polymerase II
Cellular component (GO): nucleus
Molecular function (GO): RNA polymerase II cis-regulatory region sequence-specific DNA binding; DNA-binding transcription factor activity, RNA polymerase II-specific
Source: RefSeq, a predicted model, not a curated record
GUGAAAGGCGGUGAGCGCGUGAAAAACGCGUUGAGCAGAAGAGCGGGUUGGUACACUGACCGGAACUACUAAAAAGCUACGGGGAUACCAUCAAGCAGCUUUUUCUCUAUUGCCUACGUCCAUAGACUAGAUAGCUAGGUCAAAGAACGUGGAAAGCCUUGGCGAAACUACUGUCUUGUAUCUGGGCCAGGCAAGGCAAGUACGUCAGGCCAGGCAAGCUGAACGAACACACAAUCGUUGCGGUGCGCUCGCGGAGCGAAGUCACAUGACGCAGUGCUAACAGCUGAUUGGUUUACAUCGGUCCGCAACUUGGUAUCAGCUCCGUCUCUCUUUGCUGCUGUGAACAGUCAGUGAAAACCUAGAGUCAAACCUGUUACAGUUCACAUUGUCGAUUGUGUUUUGUGUGAGGAUAAAAAUUUAAUUAUGUCGAUGCCACCACAUUUUUUGGGCUCCAUGACGCUGAAGGCCCUUCUCGAGGACCCUAACCUGAAGAAUCCACCUCUUGUUGCUCAAUCAAGCGACCAGAUCAAAGUCAAGAAAGAGGACAAGGAUUCCGAUCUACCACAGUUCAACUAUGGCUCUGCGUUUUUGGGUCCCAACUUGUGGGACAAGACCUACGACAACGUGGACUUCAACUUGGAGUACAUGGAUCUGGACGAGUUCCUCUCGGAGAACGGGAUCCCCGUGGCUGGGGAAGAGGGGAGGAAGGAUCAGCUGCCUGCUGGGCCGAAAGAAGAGGCCCCCCCUCCUGCUAUGGUUGCCAACAAUGUUCCCAUCGCCAUGUCCAACAGCUCUCCGCGCCAGUACCUGAGGACCCCUCCCAUGAGCCCAUCACAGUUCCUGGCCUCUCCCGGCCCCUCCAGCCCCACCCAGUACCCCAGCGUCAUGCCCGCACCCCAGCCCGUCAGCAAAAGCCCGUCACCCCCCGUCAGCCCGUUCAGCGUUGAGUUUCAAGUCAGCGAACAGGAUUUGGCUCUCUCAUCCAUUCCAGAUUAUCAUGAUGGCUAUCGUCCAAAAUGGCAAGCUUGGACACAUACCAGCGGUGAAGAAUCCAGUGAAGCGAAUGGACAUGAAGAUUUUGAUCCCAGGAAGAGGAAUUUCUCCGAGGAAGAACUCAAGCCCCAGCCGGUCAUCAAGAAGUCAAAGAAAGUGUUUGUACCCGACGAGAUGAAGGAUGAAAAAUACUGGAACCGCCGCCAUAAGAACAAUUAUGCAGCCAAAAGGUCUCGCGACGCUCGGCGGGUGAAAGAGAACCAGAUUGCCAUGAGGGCAGCGUUCCUGGAGAAGGAAAACGGCUGCCUGAGGGACGAGGUCAACAAGCUGCGGAAAGAGAACGCCAAGUUGAAGGCCAAGAUGUCCAAGUAUGAGCCGUCGGCCGGCGUCGACCCAGCGUCGCCUAUCAGCAGUUUACCCAUCUCUUAAUGGCGGGUCUGGAAACGUAGCAUAGUGGUGGCAAGAAGUUCGACUUGACCUUUAAGUUAAGCUGACAGGAUUUUGAAAGCUGCUUUCCUAUAGGGGCUGCUGUAAACGUGGCGUGGCAGACGGUGAUGACCUGAUGUGACUAGUUCGAGUUGGAAGAGAGCGGGACAGUGCUUUGAGUCCACACCUUGCUUUGCAUUUCUAGUGGGGGUCUUACCUCCCUCUGUGGACAAAGUGCUUGCAAGACUGAUUUCUCCUUGUAAUCGGUUUAAUGACAGACUGCAGUCUUUACAGAUGUGAAAUUCCUGUAUCAGAUCUGUUUUGUAUACUGAUAGAACUCAUUGAAAAGCGUAGAACUAGUAGCUGAUUUGUUUUGUUUUAGAAACAUGAGCAAAAGUCUGUACGAGUUAAAGAGAUUUUAAUACUAGCUAAACUUUCACAAGGGGUACUCCUUGCUCUGACUGGUGAUGAUAUUGGUUACUGGUGGUUCUGUACGUCUCUUCCGGAAGGUGUCGUCCUGUCCAGGCUUUCUCUGCUCUGCCACAAGUAAGGUUCUUUGCAGGCCUUUGCUAUGAGUUUACAGUGUAGACUUGCAGAAUAUUGGGUUUGACGUUUUAGAAAAUCGUAAACACAUUUGACUUUUAUCUGAAGUGUCGUGCUCCAUUUGCAUCUAUCUAUCUAGUGGGGCUGUGAAGUUUCAUCAGUAUUAUUUGAUUCGGCAUAAAAGUUUAGGAUAAUAUAAUCAUUGGAGCAUCUUGUCUUCUACUGGCGCCUUCAAUUUUGUCUUAAUCUUCGUCUCAAAGUGCCACUGAGAAAAGCGCUAGCUGUAAGAUAGGGGAAACACUUGUUCACAUCAGCCUUGAUGGAAGUAUUCUCUCCUCUGUCAAUUCCUUAUGUAAAAGCUUUAAGAUAAAUUAGAAGUCUUAGCUGCUUUUGCGAACGAUUCAUUCGUUUGCAUCAGUGCAUUAUGGAGAUGCAAGAUGGUAUAUCUCUUGAGAUCCUGUUUUGUUUACUUCCUUUCAAGUAGUUGACAGUGAAUUAUGUGGCUUCUCAAAAUAAUAAUGUCGUUCAGACCACUGUGUUUCCUUCUGUUCAACAACUGAAUUUGGAGGAGAUGAGAUUCAGGCAAAUACAAGUUGAUUCAUCCCAAAUGAUUCACGAGAUGAGAUUUUUUUCUUUUUGUUAAUGGAUUGUUGUCGAUAUCUUUCUGAUUGAGGCUUUCAUUGAAAAGCGAAAUGUGAGAACGUUGGUAAAUUCCACUUUGCUCUCGGUGCGAGGCCCAGCUCAAUGAUAAUGAGAAAAGUUUUGACAUAAUUUUAGUUGCUUUUUUUAUUUUUUAGUAGGUGUUUCCCCAAGUUUUUACUAGAAAUGUGUUGUACUGAACAACCGGAAAACUUUUUUCGGGCACAAGAUGGAAUAUUAGUUUUCUGCUCUUUCCCCCCCCCCCCCCUUUUUAUUCCCCCCCAGGGUGUUUGUUAAAUGAAGGAGUAAUGGGUUGUUGUUUCUUUUGGGAGGGGAGGGGGGGUGUUUUUUGGGUAUUGCUCUGACCUGCUGUUCCACACAAAGGUUAAAAGGUUAUUCCGUACGAAGUGUAACCCGGUUGAAAUUAGUAGUAAGUCGGGUUGUUGAGGGAGUACUUGUUGAGACGUGUUAAACCUUUGCCACACGCACGAAGAACGUGCAUUGACAAAGUUUCCUGUUUCUGGGGAAAUAUGAUAUAAUUAUGUAUGUCUCAUUCAUCUAAUAUGUUGUUGGCUUUUUGUGUCAGUGCUGAUCAUUGCAACAUCUAUGGGUUCGUUUGGUUGGUUGGUUUGUAUUUUUUUUUGUGUGUGUGUGUGUGUGUGUUCUGUCGUUUGGUAUUUUUAACGUUUUUUUGUUUUUUUCGUACAGUGAUGUAAGUAAUGUAAUAAUAAUAAAUUUGUUGCUGUAGAUUCUUCAAGUUAAUCGAUUUAGUCCCGUGUUGAUGUAGUAGUAGGAUUAUUGUAGCGAUUGGCAAUCUGUAUAAAUAAUAAUAACGAAGCAAAAUUGUACUUUCAUCAGAUUUCAGUUCUGUUUCAUUGUGGGCCUUAUGCGACAUUCCUGAAAGCAGUUUGCGCUGACUACGGAAAAAUGUGUUGUUUUGGAAACGCCAAGAAUUUAGGAAGAUUCUCACUGUUACCGUUACCUUGUAAUGAUGAAUAUUCUACCUUUAUGAUCGGAGCUGAAAUAGGUUUUGGUUUCUUGCCUUCUAUUUAUUGUCUUUUAAUUUGCUACUGAUAGGAACAUUUUUCUCAUCAAUAAAAUUAAUAGCAGAGUAAGAAGAACCAUCUUCUGACAAUAUGGCAUACCACCCCCACCUCCACCUCCCCCCCCCCUUUUGAGGUUUUAUACUUUCCUUGUUGUGUUGACUUUUGAAGAUUUGUCUUUCAUCACAUGACUGUCAUAUUAUCCUUUUGUUGAAAUGCCUCAUUGCUAUGGCAGCUUGUAAAUAUGAUAUGCCUUUAACCAGGUUUAUAUAUCUAUAUAUAUAUAUACAUAUAAUAUGAGUAACAUACACAUAAUAAAUGGUACACCUAGGGAAAAGCUUUUUUUUUUUAAAUAGAAAAAAACUGAAGGCUCAAGAUUACUUACCCAUAUAUCGCAUAUUUUGUUCGAAAGACGAGGAGGGUGAAUGGU